Molecule: messenger RNA, 3207 nt
Organism: Polyodon spathula (Mississippi paddlefish)
Lineage: Eukaryota; Metazoa; Chordata; Actinopteri; Acipenseriformes; Polyodontidae
Product: hyaluronidase-4-like
Exons: 4
Coding region: 105-1544 (479 amino acids)
Biological process (GO): carbohydrate metabolic process; hyaluronan catabolic process
Molecular function (GO): hyalurononglucosaminidase activity
Source: RefSeq, a predicted model, not a curated record
UAAUAGUAGGUUUCACUGUGCACUCACAGUAAGACUUGCAGUCACCAAAUCUUCUAUUGGACUUGGAGACUACAAACAUAAAGGUUGAAUGAAAUUCCACAGAGAUGAAUAACAUGAUGAGAAAAAUAACACCAAGCCAUGCAGUACCUUUAACAUGCAUUCUGAGCUGCACUUGGAUGUUGAUUCUGAUCGCUUCUUCAUUUGCACUGAAACCUGCCAAAACUCCUGUGAUAGGAAAAAAACCUUUUAUUGCUGCUUGGAAUGCACCUAUAGACCUCUGUACAACAAAGUACAAUAUAAGCGUCAAUCUCAAAAUGUUUCACAUCAAUGGGAGCCCAAGGGCUUCUUUAACAGGACAGAAUGUCACCAUAUUUUAUGCAAACAGACUUGGAUACUAUCCUUUCUAUACAGAACAGGGCUUACCAGUAAAUGGUGGGAUUCCACAGAACUGCAGUUUGGAAACUCAUCUACUGAAAGCAGAUGAGGACAUUAAGUUUUAUAUACCUUCAGCCAAUUUCAGUGGACUGGCAAUUAUUGACUGGGAAUACUGGAGACCACAGUGGAAGCGGAACUGGCACAAGAAGGACAUAUACAAGAGGAAAUCCAGGGAACUAAUAUCUAAAGCCUAUAUAAAUGUUACUGCUGAGCAAAUUGAACAUUUAGCACAGGACAGGUUUGAGCAAAGCGCCAUGGCAUUCAUGAAGCAGACAGUUGAGCUUGGAAUUCAAAACCGUCCGAAAGGCCUGUGGGGCUACUACCUGUACCCAGACUGCCACAAUUACAAUCUUCAUGAAGAGAACUACACAGGCUCCUGCCCUGUGUUGGAAAGCCUUAGGAAUGAUGAACUCUUCUGGCUAUGGAACAGCAGUACAGCUCUCUUCCCAUCCGUGGCUAUUAAGAAAUCUCAUGCGGACAGCAUCAACAACUUACACUUCUCCAAAUUCCGAGUUCUUGAAUCCAUGAGGAUUGCUUCCAUGACAUCAAUGGAUUAUGAUCUUCCAACAUUUGUCUACACUCGUCUUGGAUACCGUGAUGAUCCACUGUCAUUUCUGUCAACGCAAGAUCUUAUUUACACUAUUGGAGAAAGUGCAGCUUUGGGUGCUGCAGGAUUUGUUAUUUGGGGAGAUCUCAAUCUCACCUCAUCCAGGCAUAACUGUUCCAAAGUAAAGUUGUUUAUGAGUUAUGAAUUGGGUCUAUAUAUCACAAACGUGACAAAAGCAGCUGAAGUGUGCAGCGAGUUUCUCUGCCAGAACAAUGGGAGGUGUGUGAGAAAGGAUUGGCAGGCCCUUCACUAUUUACACUUGAACCCAAAUAGCUACAUGAUACAGCCUUCAAAGGAGGGUGAGUUUAUUGUCACAGGACAGGCUUCAAGUGAAGAGCUCUCAGACUUGAGAGAUAAGUUUUCUUGCCACUGUUACCAAGGACACAGUGGACACAAAUGUGACAUCCUGGACAAACCAGAAAAACCUGAUAGCUCCACAUCCAAACCUUUCAAUUCUGUGGUGACAGUUUUUCUGCUUUCCGUUGUGAACUUCAUUGUAUAAAGACUAUGGGCCAACGAUUAGGAAUAUAAGACCACUAUUUCAAUGAAUGCAUAUGGAUGGCAUAUUCAUCAAACUGAAAUUUGGGGGAUUGGUUAUUUGAAUGAUUGCUCUCUCAUUAGAUCAAUUCCUCGUAUGCUAUAUAAAUCUCAGGUAAACUCACCUGGUUGUUGCCGUUGCAAACCCAGUUGUAACCAUAUCCUCCACCUCCCCAAGCUCCACCUUAAUUCAGGCAAUCCCCGUUGAUGGGCUUGGGGAAGGGCGUGGCUCAUCAUGGUCCACCCUGCUGAUCCUGGCAUCGCCAGAUCAGUGCCUGUUUCAGAGGGCGUUGCUUCUUCUUCUUCCCUUAACAAGCGGGACCAGCGGCCAAAUAGUCCAUAAUCACCACUUCAUCAUAUCCAAACAAGCAGUCCGACAUUGAAUAAGCAAUUUUUGUAGUCUUUUUUUGUGUAUUUGUUUAAUAGGUAUAGAAUUUCAAAUCUGUAUUAAGGAAGAGGGUAUGAUGGGAAUAACAUUAUAAAUCUCUAUUAGGAACACUUGGAUUGGGUCUCCAAUAGCUCACAUAGUAAAGGCACAUUGAGGUACAAAUGCAGGAUGAGUUAAGUGACCAAAAGAUUGCUGGUUCAAAUACUGUUGGCACCAAGUUGACAAUAUUGGCUGGGGUGGUUAUGGUAGAAGAAGAGAGCCUUUGACAAGAUAAAAUCCUAUAUUAGUAUACUCUAGAGUAUGCAAAAAAGGUUGAGGUAGAACAGCAUAUCUACAGUAAUGGUCCCAAAUACUACAUCCAUUUUAUUUACAUAUUUCAGAAAUGUUGUUAUGUGCAUAUUUUUUUUUUCUAUUUUAUCUUAACACAUUUUGCUAUCCAAAUAAUGGCUGAACUGUUGGUGAAAAGUACUUCAAUAUUUAUAUGCAUUACAUUGGGUGGGUUUGCACAUAAUGCAUCAACUGUCCAAAAAUAUUCCAAAGUCUUUCCUGUUCUCCAUGCCCAGUUCAUGGUGCCAUAUACCCAUGAUGAUGUAAAUCCUCCUUUUAGGCUUAUUUGUAAUACAGUAUUUCCAUGUUUAACUUGAAAAUAUGUGACUGAAAAAUGUGAUACAAUAUUCACCAAUCUAGUACAUUAAGCAGUGGAACAAUUACCUACAAUGGCUGACAAAUGUUUCAGAGAAAAGCUGCAUUAUAAUAUUUCUUCUGUGUUAAAUACUGUGCCUUCCAGGAGCCGGUUUUUAAUAUCUGUUGUUUGUUUUAUAUUUUUGUUGUUGUUGUUGUUUUGUGGGGUGAAUAGAGGGUCCUAGGAUGUAAAACUGCUUAUAUUUAAGAGGCAACAGAAACUGAAGACAAUAUAAAACAAACCUAUCCAAGGCCUUUUCUGAACACAUUGAAACAAUAUUUGUCAUUCAGUGACACGAAGUUGAAUGUUAUAUAUAAGCUAUAAAAACAUAAAAAACAAUUAUUUAGCUAUGAAGUCUAAAACAGUAAGAACAAUGUCGGCGUACAUGUACAUGUUUGUGCUAUAGAAUUAUAUAUCUAUGUAUUUAUCUUAUUGUGGUAUGACUAAUAUUGAAAAAUUGUACUGUAGCAUCAUCUUAAAAUGUUUACAUACUUAUAAUAUGUAUAUAUUUAUAUAAAAUGUUUGUGUGACAUAAUGAGAACAGGUGAUUUGUAUUGC